AUGUGUAUAAGAGACAGGGAUCUUUCUGAUGGGGAUCUUUCUGAUGGAGAUCUUUCUGAUGGGGAUCUUUCUGAUGGAGAUAUUUCUGAUGGAGAUCUCUCUGAUGGAGAUCUUUCUGAUGAGGAUCUUUCUGAUGAGGAUCUUUCUGAUGAGGAUCUUUCUGAUGGGGAUCUUUCUGAUGGAGAUCUUUCUGAUGGAGAUCUUUCUGAUGGAGAUCUUUUUGAUGGAGAUCUUUCUGAUGGGGAUCUUUCUGAUGGGGAUCUUUCUGAUGGAGAUCUUUCUGAUGCAGAUCUUUCUGAUGGAGAUCUUUCUGAUGGAGAUCUUUCUGAUGGAGAUCUUUCUGAUGAGGAUCUUUCUGAUGGGGAUCUUUCUGAUGGAGAUCUCUCUGAUGGAGAUCUUUCUGAUGGAGAUCUCUCUGAUGGAGAUCUUUCUGAUGGAGAUCUUUCUGACGGUGUUCUUUCUGAUGGGGAAGCGUACACUGAGAGAAAUAAGUGA
Molecule: messenger RNA, 495 nt
Organism: Hyalella azteca
Lineage: Eukaryota; Metazoa; Arthropoda; Malacostraca; Amphipoda; Hyalellidae
Exons: 1
Coding region: 1-495 (164 amino acids)
Source: RefSeq, a predicted model, not a curated record